UCGGUCUGUACUUUUUUUGUUUCCUCCUCCUUCUGCAUUUGCUUUUUUGUUUUGUUUAUUUUCCGCAUAAGCCGGCUGUUGGUUGGGUUUGCCCUUCCUUCGACCUCGAAAAUCUCUGCACGUGACAGGGAGAUUCUCGUUUGCCAACUUAUUCGGGAACCCAACCAUUAUUGAAUUCUCGGUGAAUUUUCGUAAAUGUCGACGAGCUCGAGCUCCUUUCUCCAGCUCCGGGCCGGUUCUUCCUGUGCUCUGCCCUCACUUAACAAGCCCUCAAACCAACAACCGAAACUCAAUGUAGCUCCGAGAGUUCCGACUACCCGGUUUAAUACGCGAUGCAUUGCGGCGAAGAAGUCGGUGAAUGUGACAGACAAGAGGUUCUUCGGGACGCGAUUGCGGGCGCCCGUGUUGGAAAGGGUUCAACUUUGGCGGUCGGACGGGCCCGGAAGGUCGCCAAAACUCAGGGUCGUAGUCCGCUCGGCGUUAUCCGCUGUUCCAGAGAAGCCGCUCGGGCUGUAUGACCCGACGUUCGAUAAGGACGCGUGUGGGGUCGGUUUCGUCGCGGAGUUAUCAGGCGAAAGUAGCCGCAAAACAGUUACGGAUGCUGUGGAGAUGUUACUACGAAUGUCACACAGAGGUGCUUGUGGCUGUGAAACCAACACCGGUGAUGGGGCCGGAAUUCUUGUCGCUCUUCCUCACGAGUUCUAUAAUGAGGUUGCCAAGGAUCAUGGAUUUGAGCUUCCACCACCGAAGGAAUAUGCAGUUGGCAUGUUCUUUUUGCCCAAAUCCGAGAGUCGAAGAGAAGAAAGCAAAUUUGUAUUUACAAAGGUUGCGGAGUCUCUUGGGCAUACCGUACUUGGGUGGCGACCUGUGCCAACAGAUAACAGAGGAUUGGGGAAGUCUGCAUUGCAGACAGAACCUGUGGUUGAGCAAGUGUUCCUUACCCCUAUUCAUUGGUCACAUGUUGAUUUGGAGCAGCAGAUGUACAUAUUGAGGAGGGUUUCAAUGGUUGCUAUACGAGCUGCACUAAACCUUGAACAUGGUGGUGCUAAGGAUUUCUAUAUCUGUUCUCUUUCCUCAAGGACCAUUGUUUACAAAGGUCAGUUAAGGCCAGAUCAGUUGAAGGAUUAUUAUUAUGCGGACAUUGGCAAUGAAAGGUUUACAAGCUACAUGGCCCUGAUACACUCUCGGUUCUCAACAAAUACAUUUCCCAGUUGGGAUCGUGCUCAACCUAUGCGUAUCUUGGGCCACAAUGGAGAAAUCAACACACUUAGGGGCAACGUAAACUGGAUGAAGGCACGUGAGGGUCUGUUAAAGUGUGGGGAGCUUGGUCUCUCAAAGAAUGAGUUAAAGAAGCUUCUACCUAUUGUAGAUGCCAGUUCAUCUGAUUCAGGAGCUUUGGAUGGUGUCCUUGAGCUUCUAGUUCGAGCUGGCAGAAGUCUCCCUGAAGCUAUCAUGAUGAUGAUUCCUGAAGCAUGGCAAAAUGACAAGAAUAUGGAUCCUCAUCGAAAGGCAUUAUAUGAAUACUUCUCUGCUCUGAUGGAGCCAUGGGAUGGACCAGCUCUUAUAACAUUUACUGAUGGCCGCUAUCUGGGAGCAACAUUGGAUCGCAAUGGGCUGCGACCUGGUCGUUUCUACGUCACCCACAGUGGACGAGUUAUAAUGGCCAGUGAAGUUGGUGUGGUAGACAUUCCACCUGAAGAUGUGUGUAGGAAAGGGAGACUAAACCCUGGCAUGAUGCUUUUGGUGGAUUUUGAAAACCAUAUUGUUGUUGAUGAUGAAGCCUUGAAGCAGCAAUACUCACUGGAAAGGCCUUAUAGCGAGUGGCUUAAAAGGCAAAAAAUUGAACUCAAAGACAUAGUUGAAUCUGUUCAGGAAUCUCAAAAGGUCAAUCCAGUUGUGGGAGUGAUUCCGGCAUCUGGAGAUGGCUUGGAAAACAUGGGAAUUCAUGGUAUAUUGGCUCCAUUAAAAGCUUUUGGUUACACUGUUGAAGCCUUGGAAAUGUUGUUGCUUCCCAUGGCAAAAGAUGGUGUAGAAGCCCUUGGAUCAAUGGGAAAUGAUACUCCCUUAGCUGUAAUGUCUAACAGAGAAAAGCUCACUUUUGAAUACUUCAAGCAAAUGUUUGCUCAGGUGACAAACCCUCCAAUCGAUCCAAUUCGGGAGAAGAUAGUCACCUCAAUGGAAUGCAUGAUUGGUCCAGAAGGAGACCUGACAGAAACCACUGAAGAACAGUGUCAUCGACUCACACUAAAAGAUCCUCUCUUAUCCGUUGAUGAAAUGGAAGCAAUAAAAAAGAUGAAUUAUAGAGGUUGGCGAAGCAAGGUUCUGGACAUAACUUAUUCUAAGGACCGAGGUAGGAAUGGACUGGAGGAGACCUUGGAUAGGAUUUGUGCUGAAGCACUUGAUGCAAUUAAAGAGGGUUAUACCUUACUUGUGCUUUCUGAUAGAGCUUUCUCACCUAAUUGCGUUGCGGUAAGCUCCCUCUUGGCUGUUGGUGCUGUCCAUCAACAUCUUGUUAAGAAGCUUGAGCGCACUCAAGUUGGGUUGAUAGUUGAAAGUGCUGAGCCACGUGAAGUGCACCACUUCUGUACGCUUGUUGGGUUUGGUGCAGAUGCUAUAUGCCCAUACUUGGCUAUCGAAGCCAUUUGGAGAUUGCAAGUUGAUGGAAAGAUCCCAACAAAAUCAAGUGGUGAAUUCCACUCAAAGGAAGAGCUGGUCAGGAAGUACUUCAAAGCAAGCAACUAUGGAAUGAUGAAGGUUCUUGCUAAGAUGGGGAUAUCAACUUUGGCCUCUUACAAGGGUGCUCAGAUAUUUGAAGCUCUCGGUCUUUCGUCAGAAGUGAUAGAGAGGUGCUUUGCAGGCACUCCAAGUAGAGUUGAGGGUGCAACAUUUGAGAUGCUUGCUUGUGAUACACUUCAUCUGCAUGAGUUGGCAUUUCCCUCUCGGGGUUUUCCUCCCAAAAGUGCGGAAGCUGUAGCACUGUCUAACCCAGGUGAUUAUCAUUGGAGGAAAGGUGGUGAGAUUCACCUCAAUGAUCCUCUUGCAAUAGCAAAGCUACAAGAGGCUGCCCGAACCAACAGUGCUGCUGCCUACAAAGAGUACUCCAAACUUAUCCAUAAAUUGAAUAAAGCCUGCAAUUUGCGGGGGCUAUUAAAAUUUAAAGAGGCAAAGGUGAAAGUCCCUUUGAAUGAAGUGGAACCUGCCAGUGAGAUUGUCAAACGAUUCUGUACUGGGGCCAUGAGUUAUGGAUCCAUAUCAUUGGAGGCUCACACAACCCUGGCUAUUGCUAUGAAUAGAAUUGGAGGAAAGUCGAAUACAGGCGAGGGAGGUGAGCAGCCAUCUCGUAUGGAACCUCUUUCAGAUGGUUCCAUGAACCCAAAAAGGAGUGCAAUUAAGCAGGUUGCGAGUGGAAGAUUUGGAGUUUCAAGUUAUUAUCUUACCAAUGCUGAUGAAUUACAAAUAAAAAUGGCUCAGGGGGCGAAGCCUGGUGAAGGAGGUGAACUUCCAGGUCACAAGGUCGUAGGAGAAAUUGCGGUCACCAGGAAUUCUACUGCUGGGGUGGGACUGAUUAGUCCACCACCCCAUCAUGAUAUAUAUUCAAUUGAAGACCUCGCCCAAUUGAUUCAUGAUCUUAAGAACUCCAACCCAACUGCUCGAAUUAGUGUGAAGUUGGUAUCUGAAGUGGGUGUGGGAGUAGUUGCUAGUGGAGUAGUGAAGGGGCAUGCCGACCAUGUCUUGAUCUCAGGUCAUGAUGGUGGUACAGGGGCCUCUAGAUGGACGGGAAUCAAGAAUGCUGGGCUCCCGUGGGAACUUGGUUUGGCUGAGACUCACCAGACAUUGGUUGCUAAUGACCUUCGUGGCCGAACAGUUCUCCAGACAGAUGGGCAGCUGAAAACGGGAAGAGAUGUGGCCAUAGCUGCUCUUCUUGGUGCAGAAGAAUUUGGCUUCAGCACAGCACCUCUCAUUACGCUUGGUUGCAUCAUGAUGCGGAAGUGCCACAAAAAUACCUGUCCUGUUGGCAUUGCCACUCAGGAUCCAGUACUUAGAGAGAAGUUUGCUGGAGAACCAGAACAUCUUAUUAACUUUUUCUUCAUGGUAGCAGAAGAAAUGAGGGAAAUUAUGUCACAGGUAGGAUUUCGAACUGUAAAUGAGAUGGUUGGCCGUUCAGAUAUGCUUGAAGUUGAUAAAGAAGUGACUAAGAACAAUGAGAAGCUGGAGAAUAUUGAUCUAUCACUACUACUUAGACCUGCAGCUGAGCUUCGGCCUGAAGCGGCACAGUACUGUAUCCAGAAACAGGAUCAUGGCUUGGACAUGGCUUUGGACCAAAAACUUAUUCCGAUGUCCAAAGCUGCAUUAGAAAAGGGUCUUCCUGUUUACAUUGAAAAUCCAAUCUACAAUGUGAACCGUGCUGUUGGAACAAUGCUUAGCCAUGAAGUGACUAAACGCUAUCAAAUGGCAGGGCUUCCUGCAGAUACUAUCCAUUUCAAAUUCACUGGAAGUGCAGGUCAGAGCCUUGGAGCAUUCCUCUGUCCUGGAAUCACGCUUGAGCUUGAAGGUGACAGCAAUGACUAUGUUGGUAAAGGAUUAUCGGGUGGCAAGAUUGUAGUUUAUCCUCCAAAGGAAAGCAUGUUUGAUCCCAAAGAAAACAUUGUAAUAGGUAACGUGGCUCUCUAUGGGGCAACAAGUGGAGAGGCAUAUUUCAAUGGGAUGGCAGCAGAAAGAUUCUGUGUACGUAAUUCAGGGGCCAAGGCAGUUGUGGAAGGUAUAGGUGACCAUGGAUGCGAGUAUAUGACUGGUGGUACCGUUGUUGUGCUUGGAAGAACUGGCAGGAACUUUGCUGCUGGUAUGAGUGGUGGUAUUGCUUAUGUUCUUGAUGUGGAUGGAAAAUUCCAUUCUCGAUGCAAUCUCGAGCUUGUGGAUCUUGAUAAACUUGAAGAGAAGGAUAUCAUGACUGUUAGAAUGAUGGUUCAGCAACAUCAACGUCACACAAACAGCCAGCUAGCGAAAGAAGUACUUGCUAACUUUGAGAAUCUUCUCCCUAAAUUCAUUAAAGUUUUCCCAAGGGAGUAUAAACAGGCUCUUGCAAACAUGAAAGCAGAGGUAGCUGCAUCUUUAAAUGGGAAUUCUCAUCAGAAGGCAGAAGAGGUUGAACCAUUGAAGAGGCCUACAUGGGUUACUGAUGCUAUUAAACCUGGAGGUUUUAUUUCUUAUGGUCGUCAGGGCGUUCAAUACAGGGAUCCCAAGAUCCGGAUGAAUGACUGGAAGGAAGUUAUGGAGGAAUCAAAACCUGGCGCACUUCUCACAACUCAGUCUGCACGUUGCAUGGAUUGCGGUACUCCUUUCUGCCAUCAGGAGAAUUCCGGAUGUCCUCUUGGAAACAAAAUACCUGAGUUCAAUGAGUUGGUGUACCAGAAUCGGUGGCGUGAAGCAUUAGACCGGCUCCUUGAGACAAAUAAUUUCCCCGAGUUUACUGGCAGAGUGUGUCCAGCACCUUGUGAAGGUUCUUGUGUACUGGGCAUUAUUGAGAAUCCCGUAUCUAUCAAGAGUAUUGAGUGUGCGAUUAUAGACAAGGCAUUUGAGGAGGGAUGGAUGGUACCACGGCCUCCCCUCAAGAGAACUAGCAAAAGAGUGGCUGUUGUUGGAAGUGGACCAGCUGGCUUAGCUGCUGCAGAUCAGCUAAACAGAAUGGGUCACACAGUGACGGUGUAUGAACGUGCCGACAGAAUUGGCGGGCUUAUGAUGUAUGGUGUUCCGAAUAUGAAGGCUGACAAAGUGGAUAUAAUUCAACGGCGAGUGAACCUUAUGGCUGAAGAAGGUGUCAAUUUUUUGGUUAAUGCUAACGUUGGAACUGAUCCAUUGUACUCUCUUGAACGUUUUCGAAAGGAAAAUGAUGCUGUUGUUUUGGCUGUUGGAGCCACAAAACCAAGAGUUUCUAGUUAUUUUUUAUGCAGGGACCUUCCCGUACCAGGAUUGGAGCUAUCAGGAGUCCAUUUUGCUAUGGAGUUUCUUCAUGCGAACACCAAAAGCUUGCUUGACAGCAAUUUACAGGAUGGCAAUUACAUUUCUGCCAUGGGAAAGAAGGUAGUGGUCAUUGGUGGAGGUGACACUGGCACAGAUUGCAUAGGGACAUCUAUUCGGCAUGGCUGUAGUAGCAUCAUAAACUUAGAGCUUCUCCCCAAACCACCACAAACCAGGGCGCCAGGCAACCCUUGGCCACAGUGGCCUCGUAUAUUCCGUGUAGACUAUGGUCAUCAGGAAGCUGCUUCCAAGUUUGGAAAAGACCCAAGAUCUUAUGAGGUAUUGACCAAGCGGUUUGUGGGAGAUGAGAAUGGUGCAGUUAAAGGAGUUGAAGUUGUACGUGUCCACUGGGAGAAGGAUGCUAGUGGAAAGUUUCAAUUCAAGGAAGUUGAGGGCUCUAAGGAGACCAUCGAGGCUGACCUUGUCCUGCUAGCCAUGGGAUUCCUUGGCCCUGAGUCGAUAAUAGCAGAAAAGUUGGGAUUGGAGACAGACAUUCGAUCAAACUUCAAGGCCGAGUAUGGCAGUUUCUCAACCAAUGUGGAUGGGGUCUUUGCAGCAGGGGAUUGCCGGCGUGGCCAGUCCUUGGUGGUAUGGGCAAUAUCUGAAGGCCGGCAAGCCGCUGCCCAGGUUGACAAAUAUCUUGUAAGAGAAGAAAAAGGCCCUGCUGCUAGCCCUUUGAUCCGGGAUGAUCUUACUAAGAGGCAUCAUGAUCUUCCCAAGAGGCAGCAAGACAGCAGCAAAUACACUGUAAUGAAAUAGCUGACCUCAAAUUUUCCACCCCACCAUUUGAAAGACGAUGUAUAGAGAAAUUAUUUGUAAAUUGAUCUUUCUCAUGGUUGCCCACAAGUGAUGCUCAACUCCCAGUUCUAGACACAAGGCCAGUACGUUUGCUUGAGGUUGCAAGGUUUUGCAGAAAGCAGGAAGUAGCUUCAAUAGUAGUGGGGGGUCGGGAUAGGUUUUCAUAUAUUAUGUUCAAUUUCUUUAUUUAUAGUUGUUUAGAAGUUUAGUUCAUGUGGUUGUUAUUAAGAAAUAAUGUACAGUUCGUUUAUGUUCAAUUUCAGCAUGCUUGAAUCUGAAUUCUAGCUCCGACCUCUUUUGAGUUGAAUAAAUUAUAAUAUUUCUUUUUUUUU
Messenger RNA from Juglans microcarpa x Juglans regia, 7145 nucleotides. RefSeq names its product glutamate synthase [NADH], amyloplastic-like. The transcript has 23 exons. Bases 196 to 6774 code for a protein of 2192 amino acids. Gene Ontology annotation, molecular function: FMN binding; iron ion binding; iron-sulfur cluster binding. Lineage: Eukaryota; Viridiplantae; Streptophyta; Magnoliopsida; Fagales; Juglandaceae. The record is from RefSeq and is a predicted model, not a curated record.